This is a messenger RNA of Sphaerulina musiva SO2202, 1816 nucleotides long. Its product is annotated as cytochrome P450. Lineage: Eukaryota; Fungi; Ascomycota; Dothideomycetes; Mycosphaerellales; Mycosphaerellaceae. The record is from RefSeq and is a predicted model, not a curated record. Gene Ontology annotation, molecular function: iron ion binding; heme binding; monooxygenase activity. Bases 14 to 1696 code for a protein of 560 amino acids. The transcript is spliced from 2 exons.
CAAAUCGCCAACAAUGCAAUGGAUCCUGCUCAUCUUUGCGCUCGUUCUAUCUCUCAUCGCUGCACAUGAGCUUGUCCAGCCUGUCGACAAGAAAUGGACAUCGUUCAAAAAGUACAAGCUGCCGCCAGGUCCCAACGGUCCUCCAGUCGUCGGCAAUCUGCUACAGUUCUGGAGAAGUCGGUCUGCUGGAACCCUCGGCAAGACAUUCAUGGAAUUACAAGAAUAUGGAGAGAUGACGACGUUGCAUAUGGGCUCUAUGCUGUACGUCCUGCUCAACACGAACCGCGUCACUAGAGAAAUCAUCGACAAACGAGCGAAGAUCACGCACGAAAGACCUCAUAUGCCCAUCUCUGGCACGCUGGUCAGUAAGGGUAUGCGAUCUGUCACCCAGCCGACUCGUAUAUGGGGCGAGUUGCGCAGGAUGAUGAGGCCAUUGCUGAACGAUACAUGGACGAAGAAGUUUGAAGCAUGGCAGGACUCGGAGAGCAUACAUAUGCUUCAAUCGUAUCUGGAGAAUCCUUCGGAAUGGUACUUGCACAACUCACGAUAUGCUACUGGUGUCAUGUAUGGGGUCAUUGCAGGCGAACGGUUGCCCAAGACUGAUGAGGAAAUGCAAGACUAUCGCAAGACCACUAUGGAAUUUCUCGGCACUUUACUGUCGACUGUGGUAGAUUUCUUCCCAUGGCUGGAGUGUCUUCCGCACUGUCUUCAAUUCUGGCGACAUCGAUGGCAGGUCAUGGGAGACAACCAUCAUCGCGUGUUCAAAUCGUGGUGGAAUCCUCUCGUCGCCAAAGCCACAAACGAGAAAUCCCACAGCAGCAGCAACGACGGCGAUAAUACAUACUGGGUCAAAGAUGUCCUCCUCCACAGCAACGCCCCUUUCAAAGGCAACGAAGACGAAGCUGCCUAUCUCACCAACACCGUCAUAUCCGCAGGUGGCGACAACCCUCGAAUCGCACUCAACACCUGCAUCAUGGCGAGCAUCAUCCAUCCCGACGCUUUUCAAAAAUGCCUUCAAGAAAUCGAAAGCGUCUGCAACAGUACAACCAACCCAGAAUCCCCAUCAUCCUCAUCACCAUGCCGCCUCCCCACCGUCGCGGAUAUCCCUCAUAUGCCCUACACAUGCGCCUUCAUCAAAGAAACUCUCCGCUGGAGACCCACCGUCCCCAUGGUCCCACCCCACACCGCCGCAGAAGAUUUCACUUUCGAAGACUACAUCUUCCCCAAGGGAACAAAUUUCUUAUUGAAUGUCCCCGCACUAUGUCGAGAUUAUCCCUCACCGGACGCGUUUUUGCCCGAGCGAUGGUUGUCUUCCUCCAAUCAUGAUGGCAAUGAAAACGAUUAUGACGAAGGUGGUAAUAAUGGGCAUAAUGAUGAAAAAGAAGUCAGUGGAGAUCCCACGCGUCUCACACGAGAUUUCUGGGGAUUUGGAGGUGGAAGGAGAAUUUGUAUUGGGUACAAAGCAGCGCAGACGGCGUUAUUUUUGCCUUUUGCGAGAUUGGUGCAGUGUUUUGAUUUUGAAAAGACAUCCGACUUCGACGACAAAAAAGUCAAUUCCUGGAACUCAGAAGCACCAUUUCCCGUUGCGAUACGGAUACGGAAGAGGAAAGAGGAGGAGGAAAAGGAAAACAAGAUUUAUGAAGACCUGAUUCAGACUGCUGUGGAAAAUCUCCGUCUUCCUUCAUCAUCAUCAUAAGAACGGAUGACCUAUCUGGAGCUGUUGCCUUGGGUACUUUACCGUACUUGCGAUACAAAGGUACACAACUAACCUCCCUAACCUACUUGCAAGUACUUCCUUUUCCAGAACAGCAGCGAG